AUGUCUUCUCAGUCGACAGAUGUGAAUGUCAAGUUGACAUAUCUCCAAUGGCAGUCUAUCUACAACGAUACACGACCGUAUCGCAUCGCCCAAUUCGGCCGUAAAAAGAAAAACGCACAGAAGCCGGUACACAAUCUGAUAUUUCAGAAAGGGGACAGCGAAGAACUUAUUCGAGAUAUUCGGGGGACAAAGGAACAGGGCGGGGAGUUCAGUCUUGAGAUGAAUGGGUUCGUUUAUCGCAAGUAUCCAUCAUCAUCAAUGGGGCCCAGCGAUUUCUGGAAUGCAGAACAGGUCGAGAAGGUCUUCUUGCCUGAAUGUGAAGCUAUCAUAAGGAAUGAGAUCAAGGGAGUGGAUCAGGUUUACAUCUUUGACUGGAAGCUAAGGAAGAAGAAAAGCGCAAAAGACCGGCAGGCUAAAAAUCGAAAAUUGCUCAGCCGAGCUCGACAAGUCCACGUAGACACGCUCCUAACUGUAGAUCAACCCCAAACACCCACGAUGGAACGCAUCCGCAGCCAUCUCCCUGAACAGGCCCAGCACCUUCUCUCUGGCCGAGUGCAAAUGAUAAACAUCUGGCGGCCAAUUAAUGGCCCAGUUGAAGAAUGUCCCAUUGCUGUUUGCGAUGGACGUUCUGUUGAUACAUCGAGGUUAAUUGGGGUAGAUAUCACCCGCGGCCACUAUACAGGCACAGUACAGUAUGCACUAUAUGAUUCGACGAAGCCGUUUCAUUGGUACUAUAUGAGUAGGCAGAGUGACAAAGACAUUCUAUUAUUCAAAAGUUUUGACUCAAGGGAGGGGAGUAUGUCCCACAUACAUCCUUUCCACUACCAGAGACACUAA
Molecule: messenger RNA, 837 nt
Organism: Aspergillus fischeri NRRL 181
Lineage: Eukaryota; Fungi; Ascomycota; Eurotiomycetes; Eurotiales; Aspergillaceae
Exons: 5
Coding region: 1-837 (278 amino acids)
Molecular function (GO): oxidoreductase activity
Source: RefSeq, a predicted model, not a curated record